Molecule: messenger RNA, 984 nt
Organism: Miscanthus lutarioriparius
Lineage: Eukaryota; Viridiplantae; Streptophyta; Magnoliopsida; Poales; Poaceae
Source: the annotation of a GenBank genome assembly
AUGGACAUGAUGAAGGAGAGUGACUAUGCUGUCCUUCUGGAUAACAAGCUUGGGCAGAGGAGGUUCGAUGGUGGCUACGUGCACAAUGGCUUGCUUAAGGCUGCCGAGUGGGUUUUCGAUGCUGAGUGUGAUGUUCUGAAGGACCUUCUGGAGAGGAAUCCUGGUUAUACGCUCACAUUUGCUGGGCAUUCUCUUGGCUCUGGUGUGGUGUCAAUGCUAGCUUUGCUGGCAGUGCACAACAGGGAGUUACUGGGUGGCAUAGACAGGAAGAGGAUACGAUGUUUUGCAAUGGCACCAGCCCGAUGUAUGUCACUCAAUUUGGCUGUCCGUUAUGCGGAUGUCAUCAAUGCAGUGAUUCUUCAGGAUGAUUUUUUGCCUCGCACAGACAUUCCUUUGGAAGACAUCUUCAAGUCACUCUUCUGCUUACCAUGCCUUCUAUGUGGAAGGUGCCUAAUAGACACCUGUAUACCUGAAAGUGUGAUGUUGAGAGAUCCAAGACGCCUUUAUGCACCUGGUAGGCUUUACCACAUUGUUGAAAGGAAACCUUUCAGAUGUGGAAGAUACCCCCCUCUUGUGAGAACAGCAGUUCCGGUGGAUGGGAGAUUUGAACGCAUUGUUCUCUCUUGCAACGCAACAUCUGACCAUGCUAUUAUAUGGAUAGAAAGAGAGGCCCAAAGAGCAUUAGAUUUAUUGCUGGAGAAUGAGAAGACCAUGCAAGCACCUGAAGUUCAAAGGAUGAGCGAUGAUAUCACUGUAACAAGAGAUCACGACGAGGAGCAGCAGGAGGCGCUGAGGCGUGCGAUCACGCUAGGGGUUGCUGAUAUAAAAAUGCCAUCAGCAUAUGGUACGUUCGAUGAAAACCCUACUGAAGCAGCUGAGGCCCCGCUGCUACCAGACAGCGGAAGGCGCAGGGCAGUAUGGGAGGAGUGGAUCGCAAGGAUCUUCGAGAAGGAUGAAUCUGGGCAAAUGGUUCCACGGAGAUGA